This is a messenger RNA of Toxotes jaculatrix (banded archerfish), 3469 nucleotides long. RefSeq names its product mitogen-activated protein kinase 14b (gene mapk14b). Gene Ontology annotation, cellular component: cytoplasm; nucleus. Gene Ontology annotation, biological process: protein phosphorylation; intracellular signal transduction. The coding region runs from base 299 to 1384 and encodes 361 amino acids. The record is from RefSeq and is a predicted model, not a curated record. Gene Ontology annotation, molecular function: ATP binding; MAP kinase activity. The transcript is spliced from 12 exons. NCBI's taxonomy places the organism in Eukaryota, Metazoa, Chordata, Actinopteri, Toxotidae.
GAAAAAUCCAGCGAAAGCUAGUCCAGACAGAGCUUCCUGACCCGAGCGCGUUUUGUGGAGGAAGUUGCCUCCAAACGCCCCGACGUGCACGGAUAGGUCGGGAAUUUUUUGUUUUGCACAACUGCACCGAAUUUGCACGACUAGGCGGCCGAAGUUUUGUGUAAUUCGGGACCGUCUCCGUUUAGAGUUGCAGUGGGGAGCAGCAGUAAGCGCACCUCGUCGUGCCACACGGGGAGGAGAGAGGGCAGAAGUUUCCGCUGGCUUGUUUUGUCACUGCGGGGCUGGUAAAUCCGCAGGAAUGUCGCAGAAGGAGAGACCCACAUUCUACCGACAGGAGCUCAACAAAACCCUGUGGGAGGUCCCGGAGCGGUACCAGAACUUAUCUCCCGUCGGCUCCGGCGCUUACGGAUCCGUAUGUUCAGCGUAUGAUGUGAAGACAGGCCUGAAGGUAGCAGUGAAGAAGUUGUCCAGACCCUUCCAGUCCAUCAUCCACGCAAAGAGAACCUACAGAGAGCUGCGGCUGCUCAAACACAUGAAGCAUGAGAAUGUGAUCGGUCUAUUAGAUGUUUUCACACCAGGGACAAGCUUAGAGGAGUUCAAUGAUGUGUACUUGGUGACCCACCUAAUGGGGGCAGACCUCAACAACAUUGUCAAGUGUCAGAAGCUGACUGAUGACCAUGUCCAGUUUCUCAUCUACCAGAUUCUCAGAGGCUUAAAGUACAUCCAUUCUGCAGAUAUCAUCCACAGAGACCUGAAGCCCAGCAAUCUCGCUGUGAAUGAAGACUGUGAGCUCAAGAUCCUGGACUUUGGUUUAGCGCGGCACACAGAUGAUGAAAUGACGGGCUACGUAGCCACCCGGUGGUACCGAGCCCCAGAGAUCAUGCUCAACUGGAUGCACUACAACAUGACAGUGGAUAUCUGGUCAGUGGGCUGCAUCAUGGCUGAACUACUCACUGGACGGACGCUCUUCCCUGGUACAGACUACAUUGAUCAGUUGAAGCUUAUAAUGAUGCUCGUCGGAACCCCAGGGCCCGAACUCUUGAUGAAAAUCUCUUCGGAGUCAGCGAGGAACUACAUUCAUUCACUUCCCCAGAUGCCCAAGAGGAACUUUGCUGACGUAUUUAUUGGUGCCAACCCUCUUGCGGUGGACUUGCUGGAGAAAAUGCUGGUGUUGGACACAGACAAGCGGAUCACAGCGUCGGAGGCUCUCGCCCACCCGUACUUUGCCCAGUACCACGAUCCAGACGAUGAGCCUGAAGCAGAGCCUUAUGACCAGAGCUUUGAGAGUCGCGAGCUGGAAAUUGAGGAAUGGAAGAAGUUAACCUACGAGGAGGUACUUAGCUUUGUGCCGCCAUCAUUUGAUGGAGAUGAGAUGGAAUCCUGAGGAGGAUGCACCUUUUCUUCCAUCUUUUGUUUUCCAAGAGACUCUCUUAAAGGACUAUCAGUCUCAUGUGACUAUCCACCACUAUCCUCACACACGCGCACAACCAUGACAUUCAAGUGCCUGCCGUCAUUCAUCUCUGUGGGAAGUUGCGAUAUCAGGGAUAAAACUCUACAUCCUGUUCAUCCCACCCCCCACUUUGUUGUUUUUGUUACCUUGCAUCCCAGUGUGCUGAGGCGGACUUUAACGCUCCUAAUAUUUGUAGUCAGUUUUGGCCUCAGACAUUUAUUGUUUAUAUUGUAUUCCCUCUUUGAUUCACAAAAUUAGAAAUUACAUGUCCGUAUCUUAAAGCAAAUCGGAGAAAUUGAACUGCUGAUAUGUAUUUUAUGAAGUUGUACUUCCUAGCGGUAAUGAAUACUAUAGGAAAUGUUUGAUACCAUGAUGUUUCUGAAGUUCAUCUUUUCUCCACACAUUAAAUUAAAUGUUAUUUCUAUCAGUUCAUAGAACGGUGUAAAUAUGACAGCAAGCAGUAUUUGUACAGAAGUACUUCAGAUGAAACAGUUACCAUAUGUGUGUAAUAGUCAUUAUUUGCUGAGACGCACCUCAGCUGACCCCUUUGACAGUAUGAAUUUUAUUACUAGAGUUUAGCUUCAAAUGACAUAUAAAACGAUACAGUGUGUAAUUUAUUACAAAUAUGUACAGAAUAGGCUACAAAAAAAGUCAAAUAUUCACCUCUAAAAUGAAAAUUCAAGGCUUCAUAUUUCUUAUUGUUGGAUUUGAAGGUUGACAGUGUCCCAUUUUUAACAAAAACAUAAGUUUUGGAGAGUAUGGCUUAUGUGUCACCCAUUUAACGUUUUGUUUGAUGUCCACUCCUUUAGCACUUCACUUUUCUUGUCUCAGAAGAAUGUUUUAGCAAAUAGUCAUCUACAGGACCACUUCAGCAUGAUAGAGCCAGACUCAGAGGCUUCCUAGUUUAUUGAAAUUUGAUGUUUUCCAUUUCAUCAUCAACUGGCAAUGUAAUUUAAACAUAUUUCAUUUAUAAAACACAAUACUAUUAAUGUGUAUUGAAUGUUGGGGGCAUCUGUUUGCCCUGUAUUUAUGAUCUUUUGUUAUGUUGUUUGUAUAUCAAUGUAAAAGAGAAUAUUAUUUGUCAGAAUUUAAGGUUCUUUUUAUUAUUUAUAGAGAGCUUACUGUAAUGGAAACCAAAUGUAUCAUCAUCAAUCUCAUAUGUCAGUCGAGCCAUGAUGACUGCAGCUACAGCUUGUGUAUCAGAGUCAACAAUGUUCUUAACUUGUUGCAGACAACCAUAUCAGUUUAAAUCCAUUUGUUUAAAGAGUUGCUGAAAAUGUAUUUAUCUUAUUGUGUUCCCUGAGGUACUGCCACCCAAAAUCAGAAAACAUAUCCAGAAAUCGUAAUAAGUAUUACAAGAGAGUCAACAUUAACAUUGACCAACAAACCACUAAACUCCUCGUUUUGAAGUUUGAAAACAUUUACUAACAAAAUGUUGUUGUUUUUUUCUUUCUUUUUUUCCCCUGUGUUAGAAAUCAAACACUCACAUGUGACAUACAAGCUAUAUCCACAGUUGCUCUGGCUAAUGUCAAUCAGACAAUAUCAGUGUCUUCACAAGUUCAUUUGCAACUGCUUUCAUGUAACUGUGUUUUCAUGUAGUUCUUUUUUGUUCUAAUGUAUUAUUUUAUUCUUUCUGUGUUAAAUCAAGAUUUGAUGUUACUCUGUAAUUCUGUAAUAUUGAUUGUUUUUAUGAGCAGUGCUAGAACCGUAUUUGUCAUUUGAGUAAUUUAGUAGGGCACAUGUUUGUGAAAAAGAGUGUACGUUUACUCACUGGAUGCUGAAGGGCAAUGCCGAAGCCUCAUACUUGGUCAUUUUAAAACAACUGCAUUGAUUAAAUAGGAUAUUUAUCUUGUCCAUUUCCCAUUGUCUGCAGUUAAUUUAGUUUUUGGUUAUGCUUUCUUUGCCUGAGAUGUGUUCAUAUGUUUUUACUAUGUUCUUUAUUACAUGCACCAAGACAGCAGGCCACGCCACCUGUAAAUACCACCAUUAGAGAAUAAAGACUACUAUUUUUCAAAUGUG